AUGCUGUCCAUGCGAUUCCCAGUUGUUCCUACUCAUAAGAACACUACUACUCUUUCCCAUCAUCUCCAAAACAAAUCAUUUUCUUCUGUUACCAGUGACCGUGACCUAGCAAAAAGAAAUAGAAGAAUCAGAUGGAACUUUGGCCCUUCAAUUUCUUCUCCCAGAUUUCGCAAGCUUCUUGUGAAUGGAGCAUUAAUAGUACCACCACCACAAGAAGAAGAAGAAGAAGAAGAAGAAGAAGAAGGUGAAGUAGGAAAAAAAAGACCGGCAGAAGUGGAAUUGCCGGCAGGCCUCCGGCUAGAACUAAUGCCGAAACAUGUCUCCGUGACUCCGGAUGGCCACAGGAGGUGGGCCCGGAAGAGGGGUUUACCGAUAGACGAGGGUUAUAAGGCCCUUGGACGAAGAAUGGCGAAAUUCAUUCGACUCUGUUGCAAAUGGGGAGUUCCAGUUCUCACAUUUUAUGCAUUUUCUACCGAGAAUUGGAGUCGUUCCAAAGAGGAUGUUGACAGUUUUAUGAACUGGAGUGAAAUGUGGAUAAAAUCAGUUACUAUGGAGAAGUGGAUGAGGAAUAAUGUUCGAUUAUCUGUGAUCGGGGACAAAUCGAUGCUCCCGAAUUCGCUACAACAAGUGAUAUCUGAAGCAGAGGAGGCUUUAAAGGCAAACACACGACUCCAUUUUAUAAUAGGACUAAGUUAUGGUGGAAGAUAUGACAUACUGCAAGCUUGCAAAAGUGUUGCUAGCAAAGUGAAGGAUGGUCUCAUUCAAUUGGAAGACAUCGACCAGAGCAUAUUUGAACAAGAACUAGAAACCAAGUGUACCAAGUUCCCCAACCCUGAUUUACAUAUACGAACCAGUGGCGAACUUAGACUCAGCAACUUCAUGUUGUGGCAAGUGCACUUCACUGAAUUUUACUUUGCUAACAAAUGUUUCCCUGAUUUUGAGGAAGCAGAUUUUAUAGAGGCCUUGAACUCAUAUCAGAAACGAGACAGACGGUUUGGUGGGAGAUAA
This is a messenger RNA of Ilex paraguariensis (yerba mate), 1008 nucleotides long. The record is from the annotation of a GenBank genome assembly. NCBI's taxonomy places the organism in Eukaryota, Viridiplantae, Streptophyta, Magnoliopsida, Aquifoliales, Aquifoliaceae.